AUGGAGCUGAGUGAAGGACAGUUUGAUAACUACAUGAAUAUUGACGAUGGUGCAGGAGUUUCGAAUCCAGAUACAAGUCAUUAUGAAAGUCUGUACAAACUCAAAGGUCUGUCAACCGAAGAAUUGAGAAAACGAAGACGAAUAUCGGAAGUUCAAAUAAGAAAGCAGAAGCAAGAAGAUUUCUUUAAUAGUAAGAGAAGGCUAGACAGCGACGAAGUGGAGUUUACGCUCGCAGAUGACUGUUGCAUCAUUCCGAAAGCUGUUCUUGACAUGAUAAAGAGUGGGAAUUUCCAGAACGAAUGUGCUGGUCUAAAAUUUCUACGUUCUAAGAUCUCUGAAAGCGCUGAGGAUGUGAACUGCAUGUCGAGUUUGGGUGACAUAUCGCUCAUUUCCCAACUCACACGGUUGCUUAUCCGCGGAGAUGAAGAGCUUAUCGAUGAUGUAUCAUGGAUUCUUGUAAACAUGUUUCGGCGACACGAAAAGCAACCGUUUACGAACGAAGUUCGUGGUCAAGUCCUUUCUACAUUCUGUGGUCUUAUCCGACGAGCUGCUUCUCCAAAAAGCAUGGUGCCAGGACAACUGGAGAACUCCGUUCUAUCACAGCUUCUAUGGUCUGUUGCUAGCUUGGUGGAAAACUCGGUUGCUAAUAGGAACUUCGUUGUUGCUAGUGGAAUUGUGCAGGACAUUCUACAAAUUGCAUCUAGGAAUAAGAAGCUUGUCAUCCUCAGACAUUUGAUGUUUUUGAUUGCUGUUCUAUUUGCAGACAUUCACGAGUUCACUCCUGAUGUUGCUGAGCUUUGUCCCUUGCUACCUCUUGUUGCUCGUCAUUUAUCUUCUGAGGACGAAACUAUCCAGGCUGACGCUGUUCGGACCUGCAAACUAAUGUCCGAAUGUGUAGAGUUUUAUGGGCCUAUGGCAGAUGCUGGAAUCUUAUGUAAACUGAUAUAUUUAAUACCUAAGUGUUCUUCAUAUGUCCUGCAAGGUGUUUUACGCUGCAUUGCGAAUGUCAUACAAGAAACAUCGUUGUACACGAAAGAUAUGAUUAGGGAGAAUCUACUCAACAACCUUAUUCCCCUUAUGUCGCGAAGUACAACGAUGCGGGAGUCUUGCUUCAUUUGUAGUAACAUCGCAGCCGAAGGUGGUGAUGUAUUACAAGCCGUUCUCGAUGCUGGAACGCUUAAGCAAAUGUCGAUUUUGCUCGAGAUGGCUGACUAUGAAACCCGUAAAGAGGCGUUCUACAUCAUGUACCACACUGCAACGUCUCCCCGCUCCUGUCAUCUCGCGGCACUUUUAGCAGCCGAUUUAUUGGCUCCACUUUGUGACUUUCUUACAGUUUUGGAAUAUUCACUUGUUGCUGACGCUAUGGAAGCUCUGUCUUCCUUGCUCGCUUAUGGAGAAGAACUUGCGAUAGGAUUGACAGACUUCCUGAAUCCUGUCGCUACUCGAAUGGAAGAGCUCGGAGCAAAGGAUAAGUUGGAAUUUUUGUGCAACAGUCACUCCAUGAACAUACACGUUGCAGCUCAUGAAAUUCUAGAGAAAUACUUCUACUCGUGUGACGAAAACGAAAUCACAACUCAGCUUGCAGUCACCAUGCCACCUUACUCAGGUGCUGUGGCACGCGACUCAAUGGAUGAAACAAUAGACAUGAUUGUAAAAAGUGUAUGUCUCUGA
Messenger RNA from Necator americanus (New World hookworm), 1671 nucleotides. RefSeq lists its product as uncharacterized. Gene Ontology annotation, cellular component: nucleus. The transcript is spliced from 13 exons. Gene Ontology annotation, biological process: NLS-bearing protein import into nucleus. Gene Ontology annotation, molecular function: nuclear import signal receptor activity. The record is from RefSeq and is a predicted model, not a curated record. The coding region runs from base 1 to 1671 and encodes 556 amino acids. NCBI's taxonomy places the organism in Eukaryota, Metazoa, Nematoda, Chromadorea, Rhabditida, Ancylostomatidae.